AUGGCGACUUCCUUUUCCGCCGUAUCGAGGCAGGAAGUAACUGUCCUUUUGCGGUUGAUCCAGGGCAACCAACUGUUAAACCGACAGCUUUCCUCCAUUUGCCAAGUUAAUGGUCUGAAAUGCACCGGUGUCAAGGCUGAACUCCAGCGUCGCAUCGUUGAUCUGAUACAAGACACUGUCAACGCAAAUGAUGCCUCGCGCUUUCAACAAGUCCGGCAAAGCAUCCUCAAUGUCGGCUCGCAACGACCGAGUCCAUCGUCCAAGGCAUCUGCGCAACGAAAUACCGUGGCCGCUGCUACAGGCCUUCCCAACACGCAGUUCGUGCCUCCAAUGACUUCCUACAGUCAAGCCGCCAGUCCUUACCAGCAACGGGGUCUUCACGGAUCUGCUAGCGCCGUUAAUGACCGCCCUCUGAACAGUCCAUUCAACCCGUCCACCGGCAAUAUAAUAUUCCACCCCAGUCCAUUCUACCGUAUUGAAAGCGCCGUCAGCAACUUGCGGACAUGUGAGACAAUGGCACAACAUAGAAAUUCCAUCAACAUACCAAUCAAAGCUAUUGAUCAUCCAGCGCUUCAACAAUGCCUAAAUGACGAUUCGUACCGAGUCAUGAUAUUUUGUGCCGGCGACAUAUAUGGUGUCCAAAAUGUCGCAUUCCCCCAUCAGUCUGAGCUAAGGGUGAACAACCAGGAAAUCAAGGCAAAUUUGCGAGGCUUGAAGAACAAACCCGGGUCUACUAGACCAGUUGACAUCACAGCUGCGCUUCGUCUAAGACCUCCUUAUCACGGCAAUAACGUCGAGUUCACAUAUGCCUUGACUAGCAAAAAGUUUUAUCUCGUUGCCAAUGUCUGCAAGAUCACCACAGUAAAGGAGCUAGUCUCCAUUAUUUCUACUCGUCGAAGGAUACCAAAGGCGUCGGUUAUAUCCGAACUGAACAAAAAGGCCCAGGAUCCAGAAGUUGUAGCGACGUCACAGGUUCUAUCGCUGAAAUGCCCACUCUCUUAUAUGAGACUGGAAGUUCCUUGCCGCAGCUUGAGUUGCGCUCAUAUGCAAUGCUUUGACGCAACGUCGUAUCUCCAACUUCAGGAGCAAGGACCUCAAUGGCUCUGCCCCAUUUGCAACAAAUCGGCGCCUUUUGAGCAGCUCGCAGUUGACGAGUAUGUCCGGGAUAUUCUGGCGAAUACACCCAAAGACCUGGAAAACGUCACCAUUGAACCGAAUGGACAUUGGUUGAUGAAAACAUUUCGUGAUGAGAAUCUGAAACCAUGCACCGAUCCUACUUUCGACGACGACGACGAAUUAGAGAUCUCAGAAAUCAACAUUGUCGGCCGUCGAUUGGAAACCCCCAAGACUACUACGCCCAUAAUUGGCACUCCCGCAUCUGGGGGCAGAGAGAGCUCGGCAAAUGCACCACACGGUGUUGCAGCCAACAGCGCAAAGCGUCCAGCGGCAGCAGUCAUUGACCUGACACUUUCGUCCGACGAUGAAGAACCGCUGGAAAGGCCUCGCAAGAGACAGAAUACUGCAGCAAAUGGAUUUCAGAACUCGAAUGGCAUGGGCUUCUUGAGCGAAUCUCCCGUGGGUUACCCGCAUAGCUAA
Molecule: messenger RNA, 1596 nt
Organism: Metarhizium album ARSEF 1941
Lineage: Eukaryota; Fungi; Ascomycota; Sordariomycetes; Hypocreales; Clavicipitaceae
Product: Zinc finger, MIZ-type
Exons: 6
Coding region: 1-1596 (531 amino acids)
Biological process (GO): protein sumoylation
Molecular function (GO): SUMO ligase activity; zinc ion binding
Source: RefSeq, a predicted model, not a curated record